AUGGCUGCCCAUCACAGGCAGGCUAGCGGUCAUGGAAUGCGUAAAAAAGUGCAGGUUUCAUUUGUUAUCCGUGAUGAAGUGGAAAAAUAUCACAGGUCUGGUGUUAAUUCACUUCAAUUUGACGGAUAUCUUGGCCGCUUAUACUCUGCUGGGCGCGAUUCCAUCAUCAGAAUAUGGAAUGUAAGGAACUUGAAGGAACCUUACAUUCAAUCGAUGGAACAUCAUACAGAUUGGGUGAAUGAUAUAGUCUUAUGUUGUGGUGGAAAAAAUCUUAUUUCUGCGUCAAGUGAUACAACAGUCAAAGUUUGGAAUGCUCAUAAAGGAUUUUGUAUGUCAACUUUAAGAACACAUAAGGAUUAUGUCAAAGCAUUGGCAUAUGCUAAAGACAGAGAGCAAGUUGCUUCAGCAGGCCUGGAUAGAGCAAUUUUUUUAUGGGAUGUUAAUACAUUAACAGCACUAACUGCAUCAAACAACACUGUUACAACGUCAUCAUUGUCGGGAAACAAAGACAGCAUAUACAGUCUUGCUAUGAAUCCUCCAGGGAAUGUAAUUGUUUCUGGCUCUACUGAAAAAGUUUUAAGAGUUUGGGAUCCUCGAACUUGUCAAAAAUUAAUGAAACUAAAAGGACAUUCAGAUAAUGUAAAAGCAUUGGCAAUCAAUAGAGAUGGUACACAGUGUUUAUCUGGUAGUUCUGAUGGUACAGUUCGUUUAUGGUCUCUUGGUCAACAGCGAUGUGUUGCUACUAUUAGAAUUCAUGAAGAAGGAGUUUGGGCACUUCAGGCCAACGAAAGUUUUACUACUGCAUUUUCUGGAGGAAGAGAUAGAAAAAUUUUCAAAAUAGAUUUAAGGAAUACAGAAAUGAAAGCCUUAAUUGGUGAAGAGACUGCAUCGGUUCUUAAGAUGAUUCUAACUCCUGAUGCCUCUUCCUUGUGGGUUGCUACCACUGAUUCCAGUAUAAAAAAUUGGUCUGUUAAUAAUCGGAAUUCGCGUAUGGAAGAUUAUGACACUGAAACUCUGCCUCCCAUUAACCAACACCCUGACCAUAUGAUAAAAGGCAAUCCAAGCAUCAGGCACUAUGCUGUUUUAAAUGACAAGAGGCAUAUUCUGACUAAAGAUACAGAUAACAAUGUUCAGUUAUAUGAUAUAUUAAAAGCUGCAAAGCUAGAAGAUUUAGGCCAAGUUGAUUUCGAUACUGAAGUGAAGAAAAAUUUCAAAUUAGUGUAUGUUCCUAAUUGGUUUUCCGUUGAUUUAAAAACUGGGCUACUUUGCAUUCAUAUGGACGAACCUGAUAGUUUUGCUGCUUGGGUUUCUUCUAAAGAAUUUGGGCUUGGAACAAAUGAUGGUCCUGACCCUAAAGUAAACUUGGGAGGAUUACUACUUCAGGCUUUACUUGAACAUUGGCCUGCUACAUAUUCUGUUGAUGAAGAAUGUGAAAAUGGUAUGAUUUAUAUAAAUGAUGAAAUUGAUGAACGUCAAAGACCUGGAAAUCCAUAUUUUAGUGUUCCUGAUCAUACACCUGUAAUAUUCAGUGAAGUUGGUGGACGUACUCUUCUUCGACUACUUGUUGGUGAUGCUGGUAGAGAAACCGAAGAGUUACUUCUCCAUGAAACUGUUCCUGCUUGGGUUACCGAUGUUGUUGUUUCUAAGAACAUGCCACGAUUCAACAAAAUUCCAUUUUACCUUUUACCGCAACAGUUAUCAGGGGCGAAGCCAUUGAGAAAAGAACGUUUGUCUGCUAGUGAUAUGCUACAGGUGCGAAAAGUAAUUGAGCAUGUAUACGAAAAAAUUAUGGGUGCUGGGUCGGAUGCUGGAUCACAAACUGCGAGUCAAUCUGGGGGCUCUGGUGGACAAGAAAAAGGAGAAUCUGAAAAGGAUGAAGAAAGAACAUCAAUAGCUGAAGAAAAAGUUGAAUUGUUAUGUCAAGAUCAGGUAUUAGAUCCCAAUAUGGACUUGAGAACUGUUCGGCACUUCAUUUGGAAAAGUUCAAAUGAUUUGGUGUUGCAUUAUAGAGCUAUAAAGUAG
Messenger RNA from Uloborus diversus, 2022 nucleotides. Its product is annotated as WD repeat-containing protein 48-like. Lineage: Eukaryota; Metazoa; Arthropoda; Arachnida; Araneae; Uloboridae. The record is from RefSeq and is a predicted model, not a curated record. Bases 1 to 2022 code for a protein of 673 amino acids. Gene Ontology annotation, biological process: protein deubiquitination; double-strand break repair via homologous recombination. The transcript has 20 exons. Gene Ontology annotation, molecular function: ubiquitin binding.